CCUGAACGCAGCUCGUCUCAUUCUCGUUCGUCUCUCGUUACGGUUCUUUAGGCGGGAAGUUUGAACGUCAUUAUCAUUUAUUCAUCGCAAAUAUGCUCACUAGCUGAAGAUAGCUGAAGGAAUGAAUCACACAGUGAACAUUAAAGAAUUGCUGAAUAAACCGUCAACAGGAAGCAGAUAUGCAGGUACCAACUUCACAGAUAGCCAGUUUUCCUUUGGGUCCCAGUUCUGGAGGGAGAAUUCUCAAUGGAACUCCCCCGAAAUGAGUUUGUUGACCAGAAGCUCUCAGCAUAGUUCACAAGAGUUUAGUGACCCAAAGAUUUCAACCCGUUAUCGCUCCAAACCCCUCCUGUUUGGAGACCCAAAAGACAAAGAGACACUUUUGGACACAUUUGAGGAGGCAAAGAAAAAAGCAAAAGAAAGAUAUGACAGUGAUAUGAUUGCAAGAGAAUGCCUUCAAAUUCGCGAAGCCAUGACCAAAAUCCAACAACUUGUUUCGAGCACAGAAGAAAAUGCAACUGUAUGCCAAACCAGCCUCCAAAUGUUAAGCAAUUUGUCUUCAACAUUACAAAUUGUACACAGCAGCCAGAGCAACAUUUCGCAACAGUUUGAAAUGUUAUUGAACACAGUGAGUUUCCAAAAAGAGACAAUGACAGAAUUGGACGAACGAGUGAAAAAGAAUGAGGAAAACAGCUUACAGCUCGUUUCAAAUAUGCAAAAUGAUGUGGAGUCUCUAAGACUUGAGCAAGAAAAAGCCAAUUUGAAGCAAGCAAGCAUGCUUGAGGAGGCAUUGCAGCUACUUAAUGCCAUAGUUUCAGAGCAUUCAGGUAAGCUUGAACCUAUUAAAGUAACUGACAAAGCCAUGCAGACAUCACCAGGACAAGACAAAGGGAUCCAAACGGCACAGAAUUCCUAUGCAGCAGACAUCCAAAGUGCUGCUUUUGAUUUGGCUGUCACAAUGAGAAAGAAGAAACCGUCAAGUAGAUACAAAAGGAGACCUUUGGUCCGACAGGGAUCUAGGCCCACCGUCACAGAUGAAAACAGUCAAUUGCUAAACAGCUGCAGAAAACGACAAAAUAUCUCAAGACCUCUCAAAAACAUUGAUUUUCCAGACAUAUUACUACAACAGAAGCCAAAGAGCAGUUCCAAUACAGGAUGUAUGAUCACACCUCUCAGCUGCUGGUCUCAAGAGAGCAGCAGCCCUGAAAGCACCAGAAAAAUUAAACCCACCUCAGAGAUGGUGCAAACAGAUUCCAGUCCUAAUGAUGCCCUAUGGCAGCUGUUUAAGACAGAUAAGGUCUGAGGUACAGUUUUCUAGAUCACAAGUCAAUGACGUUUAUUAUUGAUUAGUCUAUCAAAACAAUCCAUUUGGUUAUGUUUUAUUUAUUUGGUUGGUGAGAAUGUUGAUAGGAGCGGCAAUACCUAUUGUUGAAUACAUGCAUGGCACAUUUCCUAAAGACUUGGAAAGACUCAUGGAAAGUUGGUUCAUUUCCUAUCGUUUAGAAAUAAGUAACACAAUUAGUUUCUCUGCUCAUAAUUAAAACUGACUCAUUUUGUGUUUUUGCUGUUGGAUUGUUAUUUGAAAAAAAGUCACUUUCAAGUUUAUUUGCAUUAAUGGUGAUAAUGACAUGAGAGUACCUAAAAUUCGAUAUUUCUGUUUUUCCAAAAUAUCAAACAUGCGGAUUCUUUGAAGCUCUGUUAUAUUAGAUUGUAUACCAUUUGAGUAGAAACAAUAAAGUACAGACAAUUGGCAAUGUAGAUAAUGUGUAUAUUUAUUACAAAAAUAAUUAUUCAAACAUGUCUUACUUCAGUGCAUGCUUAGAUGUUUGACAAAAGGUUAAAGAGGCACUAAAGUCACUUUACAAUAUUUUGAACUGUUUCAUGUAUACAGAAAUGAAAUGAAAUGGAAGUCCUGGGUGAAGAGUGUUAUCUGUGUAAUUUUUUAAUUGAUUAAAUAUGGAGCGAAUAUGAUAUUACACAUGUGCCUUAUUAUGCAAGCACCUGCCCUCAUCGUUUUUCCUCCACGCUCACUAAUAUUGAGAGUGCUGAGCACUAGGGACCGGCAAUACUGCAUAUUUUGGUAUAAAUCUCAUACCAAAUAAAUAUGGGCCGUAUUGAAUGGUAAAUCUGAGUGUCUUUAAAGGAUGAAACAGUUUUAAUGUGCCACGUGAUCACAAUACCAUUCAAUAAAUAAGGUAAAUGCUUCAUUGAUAAAUUUCAACUAGUUUUGAUGACCUUAAGACAUUUUUUGUGAUUCCAUUUUUAAUCAAAUAGUUUAAACAGCUCCGUUCUGACAAAGAAGCAUAGCGCAUCAGGUGACCUGGUUGUUUCCUAGUUGCCGAAACCACAGCAUUGCAAACGAGUGCUAUUUAUCGAUCUCUCCAGAUUAGCAUUGAUCUGAUACUGACUUGCUAUCAAGAAAAUCGAUAUUGGUAUUGAUCUGCCAAUCCCAACUGUUUGGAGGUUGCCACUUCCUAGUUCUUAACUCAGCCGCACCAAGCAUAAAUAAUGACGUUUUUAA
Molecule: messenger RNA, 2521 nt
Organism: Corythoichthys intestinalis (scribbled pipefish)
Lineage: Eukaryota; Metazoa; Chordata; Actinopteri; Syngnathiformes; Syngnathidae
Product: interactor of HORMAD1 protein 1
Exons: 8
Coding region: 122-1303 (393 amino acids)
Biological process (GO): DNA recombination; homologous chromosome pairing at meiosis; meiotic DNA double-strand break formation
Cellular component (GO): condensed nuclear chromosome
Source: RefSeq, a predicted model, not a curated record